Messenger RNA from Cajanus cajan (pigeon pea), 1885 nucleotides. NCBI's taxonomy places the organism in Eukaryota, Viridiplantae, Streptophyta, Magnoliopsida, Fabales, Fabaceae. The record is from RefSeq and is a predicted model, not a curated record.
UUAGCAUUGAAGCAUUCAAACAACAAACUCUUACUAUACAUAUAACACCUUCACGCUGCCACCACUCUCCAAACUUUUCUAGUUCUAGACAACCCCAACACAUGGAACCAAAGUGCACCACCAUAAACUGUCGCCGCCCGGACUUUGUUCCGACCCCUCUGCCGGAGAGCCCUCGAGUGCCCAUGGAGUUUCUCUCACGCUCAUGGAGUGCCUCAGCUCUUGAGGUCUCCAAAGCACUCGCACCUCUCUCUUCUUCCAUGACCAAUUCCAACAACAACACUUCCAUUCCCGAAGAAACCACUUCCAACAACAACAACAACAAUAUCUCUUUCUCUGAUGACUUCUCAGCAAUGUCUAAAAACCACUUCCCUUUCGCCUCCUCUGCCACCUCUCAGCUUGUCCUGGAACGCAUUAUGUCACAGUCUGCAAGAGAGGAAGUGUCUCCGUUAACUUCAGGUAGGUUGUCUCACAGCAGCGAGCCUUUGAAUGGUGGUGGUUCCUUAACCGGAACAGAUAGCCCCCCAAUUUCACCUUCAGAUGAAUUUGACGACCUUGUUAAGUUUUUUGGGGCAAACCAUUCCAUUCACCAUUUAUUCAAUGGAGGACGAGCCAGUGCAACUAUUGGCAACGGCACUGCUUGCUCAGGGCCUAAAACAGUUGGAAGAUGGUUGAAGGAAAGAAGAGAAAAGAAGAAAGAAGAAAACAGAACUCAUAAUGCUCAGCUGCAUGCUACUAUUUCAGUUGCUGCAGUGGCUGCUGCUGUUGCAGCCAUUGCGGCUGCAACAGCAGGCUCAACUGCACCCAACAAGGAUGAGAAGAUGGCAAAGACUGACAUGGCUGUUGCUUCUGCAGCCACAUUAGUUGCUGCACAGUGUGUAGAGGCUGCUGAAGCAAUGGGGGCUGAGCGUGACCACCUUGCUUCUGUGGUCAGCUCUGCUGUAAAUGUCCGUUCUCACGAUGAUAUCACGACUCUUACUGCUGCAGCUGCCACUGCUCUACGAGGAGCAGCAACCUUGAAAGCAAGAGCUUUGAAGGAGGUGUGGAAUAUUGCCACAGUGACACCACUAGAGAGAGGCAUAGGGGGGAUUGGACUGUGUGGUAAAAGUAUCAACAGUAAUACUAAUACCAGCAAUACCAGUACCAGUGAUAGUGGGGAAGUUUUCAAUGGAGAAAAUUUUCUGGGUGCCUGCAGUCAAGAGCUACUUGCUAAAGGCAGUGAAUUACUCAAGCGCACCCGUAAAGGUGACCUUCACUGGAAAAUAGUGUCUGUUUAUAUACAUCGAACAGGCCAGGUAAUGCUGAAAAUGAAGAGCAGACAUGUUGCAGGAACCAUUACCAAAAAGAAAAAGAAUGUUGUGCUAGAUAUAUGCACGGAUUUACCAGCAUGGCCAGGAAGACAUCUGUUUGAUGAUGGUGAAAAGCGACGGUACUUUGGACUGAAGACAGAUGCAAGGGGGAUUGUGGAGUUUGAAUGUCGAAAUCAAAGAGAAUAUGAUAUAUGGACACAAGGGGUUUCGAGGCUUCUCUCCAUUGUUGCACAAAGACAAAACAACAGAUAUGGGAAUUGAAUUUGUCAUCUUAUUUCUACCAACAAUUGCUGACUACUGAACUCAAUUCAAAUUAUAUGUAUCCAGAUGUAUUUUCCAUUUGUUUGCCUCAAACAAUCAUCAUUGGCAAGGACUCAAAUGGACUUGGUGACUUCCGCAAGAAAUUACUACCAUUUGCUGUCUAAAUUUGUAUAAUCGUAGGAGUGUCUUUUUCUCCCUUGACAAUGCACGUGUCAACACUCACCUAGAGUGAAGAAUCGUUCAAAUGUUGCCAUACAUUGUCAUGGAUAGCUAAUAGCUUAUAAAUAUAAAACGAUUGAUGUGCUUACGUUCAACAA